Messenger RNA from Zea mays, 2169 nucleotides. RefSeq lists its product as uncharacterized. Gene Ontology annotation, molecular function: ATP binding; nucleic acid binding; RNA helicase activity. NCBI's taxonomy places the organism in Eukaryota, Viridiplantae, Streptophyta, Magnoliopsida, Poales, Poaceae. The coding region runs from base 780 to 1811 and encodes 343 amino acids. The transcript is spliced from 13 exons. The record is from RefSeq and is a predicted model, not a curated record.
UAGAUGGAGUGGAAGUGAGAAAGAAGACCACCAACGAAAUUUCGCGUGAUCAACAGUUCAACACACAAAGUAUAGAGUGGAUACUUUCUGGGUCUCAAAUAUGGUAUUCAUGAGUCUGGACCGUAAGACGGGCUACUAUUGAAGCAGACUCCACCCGGCGCGUCCUCGUCUCGUCUCGUCUCGCACGCACCCCUCACUUUCCUUGUCAAUCGACUCGCGAUCGAAUCCGCCCCGAGGUUCCAAACCCUAGCUUUCUCUCAUCCUCCACGAACCCUAGAUCCAAAAUCUAACACACGUCAUCCUCUUAUUAUCGCCGUGCUUGACGCUUCUCUCUGCAGUCGAUUCCGCCGCGGACCGACCGGUUCACUUCCCUUUUCUCCCGAGAUCUCGACUCUCGAGCAAGUAUGGGUGAGGCGAAGGACAACGAGGUGUACGAGGAGGACCUAGUCGACUAUGAGGAGGAGGUGGAGAAUGUCAUUGAUGGCGCCCCCACCAACGGCUCCUCAGAUGUCGUCAAGAAGGGGUACGUAGGGAUCCACAGCUCGGGGUUCAGAGACUUCCUGCUCAAGCCAGAGCUUCUUCGCGCCAUUCAGGAUUGCGGGUUUGAGCAUCCUUCUGAAGGUACAAAUUCUUCUGACAUUUUCUGCUGGAGGAGAAUAUGGUAUAGCUUUCCAUUAAUGGGACAAGAACGUUGAUUUUUUUCUUACUGGGGUGCUGCUCCAACUUUAUUUGGUUCCACAUCAGUGCAACAUGAGUGCAUCCCUCAAGCUAUUCUUGGAAUGGAUGUCAUCUGUCAAGCAAAAUCUGGAAUGGGUAAGACUGCAGUUUUUGUCCUGUCAACUCUUCAGCAGAUUGAUCCUGUUGCUGGCCAAGUAGCUGCACUUGUGUUGUGCCACACAAGAGAAUUAGCUUACCAGAUUUGCCAUGAAUUUGAGAGGUUUAGCAAAUACCUGCCUGAAUUAAGAGUAGCUGUUUUCUAUGGUGGUGUUCACAUAAAAAACCACAAGGAUCUGCUGAAGAAUGAAUGCCCCCAUAUUGUGGUUGGCACGCCUGGAAGGAUACUAGCUCUAGCUAGAGAUAAGGACCUUCCCUUGAAGAAUGUGCGGCAUUUCAUUCUUGAUGAAUGUGACAAGAUGCUCGAAUCACUUGACAUGCGCAGAGAUGUCCAGGAGAUCUUCAAAAUGACUCCGCAUGAUAAGCAAGUGAUGAUGUUUUCAGCAACACUCAGCAAGGAGAUUCGACCUGUUUGCAAGAGGUUCAUGCAAGAUCCUAUGGAAAUUUAUGUUGAUGAUGAGGCUAAACUGACCCUUCAUGGUCUAGUUCAGCACUAUAUCAAAUUAAGUGAGGCAGAGAAGAACCGAAAGUUGAACGAUCUUUUAGAUGCACUCGACUUCAACCAAGUUGUGAUAUUUGUUAAAAGUGUUAGUAGAGCUGCAGAACUCAACAAAUUGCUCUGCGAGUGCAAUUUCCCCUCAAUCUGUAUACAUUCUGGAAUGACACAGGAAGAGAGGUUGACACGGUACAAGAACUUCAAGGAAGGACACAAGAGGAUUCUUGUGGCUACUGAUUUGGUUGGUAGGGGAAUCGACAUUGAACGUGUCAACAUUGUCGUAAACUAUGAUAUGCCUGAUUCCGCUGAUACAUACCUGCAUAGGGUUGGUCGGGCUGGACGUUUUGGUACCAAGGGACUUGCAAUAACAUUUGUUUCUUCAUCUGAUUCUGAUGUUCUCAAUCAAGUGCAGGAGAGGUUUGAGGUUGACAUAAAGGAGCUGCCUGAGCAGAUUGACACGUCGACAUACAUGCCAUCUUGAUGAUCGAGGUGAACCAGUGUUUAGUUUGAGCUGGAAAGGAGAGCUUGUUUGAAAUAUACACCUUAGAUCGCUGUUGGACAACCUUAGCACCUUGUUUGAAAGAUGUUCCAUUUGUACUUAACCAGCAGUCUAGUGGAUUAAGCAGUAGGCGUCGCAACAGCUGUUACAUGCUACCUAGGAUUUUAUUUGCAACUCUGUAAUGUUUUCUAUGCUCCGACUGCUAAUUGUUCUGUUUGAGACUGCCCUCUGGGUGCAUGUUUUACUAGUAAAUUACUCGCACCAUGCCCGAGUCUUCGGAGCAUGUGUUUACAUAUUUAAAAGAGUUGCUACAAAUAGGAGAAAAAUAUAUUGAACAUCA